UGGAAGAACGAAGCAUGUAAGAAUGACAUGGAAGUGGUUGGAACCAGCUCAAGCGUUGGUCUACGUCUUGGACAGGUUCUGUUUUCUUCUGCUUCGCUUCUUUUCAUGUGCUUCAACGAUGACGACGAUUUCUACGCUUACACUGCCUUCUGUUAUUUAGUUACAGUGAUGGGUUUAGUGACACCAUGGAGCGUUACGUUAGCCCUGAUUGAAGCUUAUUCCAUCAUCGUUCAGAGACUUCCUCUGCAGGCAACAGUUUUAUCUGUCAUCGUCUCUGGAGACUUUGUAAGUUUUGUCGUUUUGUCACUGGGAGGUGCAUGCUCAACGGCGAGUGUGACCGUAAUUUUGAUCGGCGCUGGAGAGAAGCAUUGUGCGUACAAGUUAUCGGCGACAAUGGCUCUCUUGUCUUCGUUUCUUUCAUUUGCUUCCACUUUCUUUAACUUUCGUCUUCUUCCUUCUCUAUUUUCUCAUUAG
This is a messenger RNA of Raphanus sativus (radish), 474 nucleotides long. RefSeq names its product CASP-like protein 5C1. Lineage: Eukaryota; Viridiplantae; Streptophyta; Magnoliopsida; Brassicales; Brassicaceae. The record is from RefSeq and is a predicted model, not a curated record. Gene Ontology annotation, cellular component: membrane.